This is a messenger RNA of Brassica napus (rape), 1301 nucleotides long. RefSeq lists its product as uncharacterized. The coding region runs from base 126 to 662 and encodes 178 amino acids. NCBI's taxonomy places the organism in Eukaryota, Viridiplantae, Streptophyta, Magnoliopsida, Brassicales, Brassicaceae. The record is from RefSeq and is a predicted model, not a curated record. The transcript has a single exon.
GUCACAAAACAAUACACACAACAACAACAACAACGACAAAGAACAAUUUUAAAAACUUACUCAAUCUUUUUCUUUUUUUUUUUUUUUGAUAAGAAAACUUAUAAGAUUUUUUAGCAAAAAAAGAUAUGGGAAACAGUUUACGGUGCUGUUUAGCUUGUGUACUUCCAUGUGGAGCCUUAGAUUUGAUCCGAAUCGUACAUCUCAACGGCCACGUCGAUGAGAUCACUCGUCCAAUGACCGCCGGUGAGAUCCUUCAGGCGAACCCUAACCAUGUCUUAAGCAAACCAUGUUCUCAAGGAGUUGUACGUAAGAUCUUGAUCUUGUCUCCUGAAUCUGAGCUCAAGCGUGGGAGCAUCUAUUUUCUUAUACCGGAUACUUCCUUGCCGGAGAAGAAGAAAACAAAGAAGAAAAAGGAUGUCCAACGUCGGAGAAAGACUCUUGGAAACGCCAACGACAUCAAUAGUAAUCACAUGGUAAGUACUAGUAAUAAGGAUCUUGAUUUGACGUUGUGUGAGAAAUAUUUGGAAGAUGUUAUGUUGUCGUCAUCCGAGAAGAAAUGUUCGGCCGGUAAAGAGAACCGUCACCGUCGAAGACAUAGUCGGUCGGCGUCGGUGUCUAUGUGGCAGCCUCACCUUGAUAGCAUCUCUGAGGAUUUUAAUUAGUGUUUUAAUGUUUUCAUUCUUCGUUAAUUCUGUCUCUAUUUUCUUAAUUUCUUAUUUCUUUUCAGAUCCGAAAAUAGAUUCUUAUUAACAUUCCCGGAGGGAAUAUUUUCAUUUUUUAAAUUUAUUUUGGUAUAUGAUUAAAAACAAAAAGCUUUUGUAAUGUACUAAUGUGUACAAGAUCUAUGUUAAAUCGGUAAUCUAAUUUUUAGUCUUCCGUGGCAAUGAGGACAAGAUCAUAUGAUCUUUAGUUUUAAAUCACUAUGCAUAUGUAAUUGGAUCAUAGGACAGGAAUCGAAUUGUAAUACAAUUAAGGAUAGAAUUCCCAAAUACAAAACAAAACUUUUUUUCAGUCGAACCAAAUAAUACGAAAGGUAAAAUCGUGUGUGGGUGGGUAAAAAACAAUCAAUCGUGUGUGGAUGAGUAACUAAAUAGUUAAAUGUCAAGUAAUAAUGAAACUGAAUAGUUAAACUGAAACUAAAUCACAGUAUUGGACCAACUAGUUAAAUUAUAAAUGAGACUUUCUUUAAACUGUGGUCUUAACUCAUUAUAAUAUCAAAAUAAUGUUUGAAAGCAUCAGAAGAACUGCAUGUUCAACUGUAAUGCAACGUAUUUAGACCAGUUUGUUUGGUUUUAAAGUUU